This is a messenger RNA of Candidozyma auris, 909 nucleotides long. RefSeq lists its product as uncharacterized. NCBI's taxonomy places the organism in Eukaryota, Fungi, Ascomycota, Pichiomycetes, Serinales, Metschnikowiaceae. The record is from RefSeq and is a predicted model, not a curated record. The transcript has a single exon. Gene Ontology annotation, molecular function: thiolester hydrolase activity; palmitoyl hydrolase activity. Gene Ontology annotation, cellular component: lysosome. Bases 1 to 909 code for a protein of 302 amino acids.
AUGACCCCCUCAUUUGUUGACAAUUCCUCUACUGCUGAUAUCUCUUGGGGACCUCCUUCAAAUUUCACAAAACCCGAGGCCGUCGUUAUCUGGCACGGGUUGGGAGACAAUUUCAAUUCGCUGGGAAUGGUCCACGUGAAGAAUAUCAUUCAACAGCUAAUGCCCGAAAUCUACAUCCACUCAGUAGCAGUGGAUGAGAAUCCUUCUCUUGACGAGCGACGCUCAAUGAUGGGCAAUGCAAACGACGAGGUUGAUUUGGUUUGUGAAAAGUUGAGUAACGUACCUCAACUACAACGAGGCUUCGGCGCGAUCGGUUUCUCACAAGGGGGACUCUUUUUACGAGCAUUGAUCGAAAGAUGUCCGAACAUCUCAGUGCUGACUCUUGUUACGUUUGGCUCUCCGCACAUGGGUGUCUCAGAGCUUCCCUUGUGUGCUGAUGAGAACGACUGGUUGUGCAAGAAAAAAAAUGAGAUUCUAAAGAGGCAAGUCUGGAACGUUGCUAUCCAAAAGUCAAUUAUCCCCGCCCAGUAUUUCAGAAACUUGGCUGAAUACGACAAAUACUUGGAGAACCUGCGCUUUUUGGCUGAUAUCAAUAAUGAACGCGACGAAACGUUCGAUACUCUAGCUAAGGAGAGGUUUGGCAAGCUCGAAAAACUAGUUUUGGUCAAGUUCUCGAAAGACACUACUUUGGUUCCGAAGGAAAGUGCAUGGUUUCAGGAGGUGGAUCCAAAGGAAGGAUACAUUGUUGAUAUGCGCCAAACGAGACUUUACAAAGAAGACUUGACUGGAUUCAGACGGUUGCACAAAGAGGACAGGGUUGACUUUUACACUAUCGAGGAGGACCACAUGAGGUUUUCUGACUCUUUCCUAGUGGAUAUCGUCAGCAAGUACUUCAUGAAUGGGUUGUAG